AUGGUGAAGAAGGCAGCUAACACCCCGAAAAAGACGCCGAAGAAGGCCGUGCAGGAGGUUCUUAUUAUUUUAUUUUCGCGGAAUAUUGUUGGAAAUUAAGGCCACACCAAUUUCGAAGGUGGAAAAGAAGAAAGCUGAAGUUGAGAAGCAAACUCCAGUUAAGGUAGGAUUUUGAGGAUAUUUUGGUCAUUUUGAGGUUUUUCAUUGUUUUCGACGUAUUUUUUUCUUCAUUUUUUGUAUUUUUUGUGUAAUGUGACCGAAGGAACUCAGAAACGAGAACAUGUUGAUAUCGAUCGAAAAUUGCUCAAAUUUUUCCCCUGGGAGCCUUUUUUCUAGUUUUAAAAUGAUUUUUAUCUCAUGAGAUCACGCAAAGCUGAAAAUAAUCAUUGAGUGUUUUAACUUUCCAAAAAAAAUUUUUUUGUUUUCUUUGUGAACCAAUAUGAACCUCGAAUUCCAUCGAAACUUUAUUUGAACUGAAUCUGAUACAAAAACACUGUUUUUGAACAAAAGUGAUUUUUUUCCCUCCAAUUAAUCAUUCCUCUAUUUUUCAGCCAUCGCCAAAAGUUGUGAAAGAAACAUCAAAGUCUCCACUUGUAUCUUCAGCAAAGAAAUCAAAGAAGGAAAAGAAAGUAGUUCCGGAAACGCCUGAGAAGGUGAAAUUGAACGUUUUUCAGCGGUGAACUAAUUUUGUUUAGGUCGAAAAGGAAGAGGUCAAGGAGGAGGAGGAAGUGAAAGAGAACGUGAAAGCGAAGAAAGUGACGAAAAAAGCGCCAAAGGCGGACUUUAAUGUCGAGGAGCGGGUUCAGAGUGCUAAAGAUCAGGUUAGUGAAAAAAAUUAUAGGAAAUAAAAAGUUGAAGUCUGAAAAAAAUUAGAAAAAAAUUUGUUAAGACGUUUUCAAUGUAAAAAAAGUAGAUAAGGCGCUUCAAAUUCGGAAGAAAAAAAGAAAAAAAUAGUUUUUAGCACCAUUUUUUUAGAAUAAAUUUAUUUUAAUGUUAAGUUUCAAUCAAAAAAAGUUUCUUAUUAAUAUUCUUGGCUCUUGUUUUUGCAAUUUAUUUGGACCAAUUGAAUUUUUUUGAUUGAAGAAUUUUAAAAAGAAAAAUCAUUUCUUUGGGAAACGAUUACAAUACUUUUUUUGAUUGGUCUGGAUUCAUCCAAAUUUUUAUAAAAAUAUUUAUUUUAGAUAGAAAAAUUAAUUCCCUGAUUUUUGAGGUUACAUGUGUUAUUUUUGAAGCCCUUUUUUCAUGGUUUAUGAUAUUAUUUUUUGUGAUCUUUAUAGAAAUUUUUAGAACGCUUCCAAUAAGUGUUAAACUAGGAAUAACUACUUUUCUAGUUUUUAAAAAGAAUCUCCAAAGCUAUUUCCCAUUCUUUUCUAGGCCCGAGUCGCGAUCAAAGCACUGAAGAAGUUUUUCGCCGAGAAGAACGAGAAAUCUCUCUUCCCGGAUAUCGAUUAUUCGUGCACUUUGACGGUCAACUACAAGAAGCCGACCAUGUCGACAGAUCGCGGAAGCUUGAAAAUGUUUAUAAAAUACUGACUAAGGACUUUUUUCAAGCCUCCCGGUCGAACUUCUGAUGAAAAGUGUACUUCAGGACCUCCUUAUUUUGGAACUAGAAAAAAAAAUUCACAGAAGAUCUGGUUUUCGAGUUUCGCUUUUUCGAGACGCUUCAAAACCUAAAAAAUCGCGCUUUUUUUUGUCAUAAUUUGCGUUUUUGCAAACUUCGAAACAAUGAUCUCUUGCGGAAAAUGUUUCUUUUUUGGAGUAUGGAUUCUUAGAAAAAAUCAUGCGAUUAAAGUUCGAGGCUGAUUUUUUUUAUCAAUUUAUCUCUCAGUAGUGGAAAAUUUUCGCUCUUUGUCUACCCUCAAUUAGAUUUUCAACUAACUUACGCCAAUUUUUCAGCGAUUCGUGGGCAAUUCGUAGACUAAAAACUGAAAAGGGGCAUUUUAAAAAGCAUUUUAUAAAGUUUAUCAGCAAGAAAAAGAGAGAAGUCAUCGAAUUUUUUUAAGCAUUCAAAAGUUGGUGUGUAUAUAGUCUGCAAAAAUUUCUAAUGAAUUUUCGAAAAGUAAUGAGAAAUUUUUAAAAAAACAACUUUUAUGGUUUGUGAAGUUUUUUUCGAAAAAAACAAGUUUCUCGAAGAGAAAAAAAUUUUUCAUGAAUACUUCUUCGAAUUCCCAUUUCCAAAGUGGAAAAUGCGAUUUUUCAGUGAACUGCCCCACUCGCACAAAAAUAUCAACAAUACUUCUGUUUGUCUGAUUUUACCCGAUCUGGAUCAAUCGGAUGAAGCCAAGGUGGGAUAGGAAGAUUUUUUAGAAAAAAAGAGUUAUUUUCCAGAAAGACUUUGACGUGGAGAAACAGUCGCGCGAAUGGGCGGACAAGCUUGAAGCAGAGCACAAUUUGACCAAAGAACAUUAUGCUAGGGUUGGUUGGAAGAACAUUGGGAAGAAAAAAAACCAGUAAAAUGCUUUAGAACAUGAAAAACUUUCACAGAAAAAACAGCUCAAUCUUUGAUUUAACUGGCCGAGAAAAACCUUGUCUCUGGUAAUGAGAUUACUUUGUUUUGCUACGUUUUAGGGAAUUUUUAUGACUUUUUUGAAGCUCUGAAUGUUCCAGUAGUUUAAAAUUACUGAAAAAUCAUCUAAUAAAACUUGCGGGAAAAUUUGAAGUCGCGGAGGGACGUUUUAAAGUUAUCAAGCCAGAAGGAGUAAUUAUAAAAUUUGGAAGGUUAAAUGUACCUUUUUUCUCCAACAAGUUAUUGAGGAGAAACGAUCUAUUUUUCUUCUGAAAUUGUUUUCAAAAGCAUAAGAAGUUCAGUUGAUAUUGGCGGAGCUGCGCCUUCAAAAUUAUUUUUAGAGCUCUUUUGAACGAGUUGAAAAAUUUUCUUGUUCAAUUAGCGGACAUUUGAAGUGAAUCUCGUGUCACUUUAUAAAAAAUUUAAAAAAAACCACAGUAUACAAGCUUUUUUUGCUCCGCUCUAGGACCUGUGAUCUUUUGGUGUAUUUGCCAGAUAAAAGUGAGAAAAAAAAGACGCGUAAAGGUUAUAAAAGUGAAUUUGAGAUCAUGACGAAACGAGAGCUGGAGCGAACUGCCUACACCUUCAAAGAGAAGCGGGCCCUGGCGUCGGCCUACGACCUCUUCCUGGUCGACACCCGAGUUUUCGCCUCGGUCAAGACUUUUGUCGGCAAGGAUUUCCGCAAGGCGAAGAAGUUUGUGCAUUUCGUGUUCAUUUGACUUUUUAAAGCUUGAUAUUUCGUUAAAUUGAGUUUUCUUAUCAUAUCUCUUCAAGAAAAUGAGAAAAAAACAAACAAAUAUUUUUUUAUAUUUCGAAUUUUUGUUGAAUGAAGCUUUCUGAGAAAAAUUAGGAAGCUUGGUGAAAACUGCAAACUAUUCUGAAACGGUAGAAGUUUUGAAGGAUUGUAAAAUGGUCGACGUUUAAAAACAGAACUUCUUGUAGAACUUUACUAGCGAUUUUUAAACAACUAUUUUCAAGAGUCCCAUUGCCCUUCCGCUACACCCAGGCCCUGUCGACGUCGAUUUCCAAGGCCCUCAACACAGUUUCCUACACUUUGGCUCGACAUGUCAAUCGGGUGUCCGUUUUUUCUGUCUUUUACGGGAAAAAAGAAAUAAAAAAACUAAAAAAAUUUCUUGCCUGAAAUUGAGUUUAAGAUCAAAGUAUCUGAGAAAAAAAUUCAAAAAAACCUUUUUUUAAAAAUGAAUGUUUGGUUAUAAAAGGGGAAGAUUUAUGGGAAGCCUUAAAAAAAUUCUGGAAUUUUUAAACGAUAAAUAUAGUGUCAGGUAACAUUAUUGAAGCCAAAAUUGGGUUCCUUUUUUUAAAAAAAAUUCAACCGUAAAAUUGAUGGUUUCAAAGUUUUGAUUAAAUCAAGAAAGGGAAGGAAGAAGAAACUUUUUUUUUGCGUUGAGCUUCACUCCGAGUUUUUUUUUAACCUCCUUCAUCCAAAAAAAAAUUUGACGCGAGUUCUCCAGAAACUUGAAAAAAUAUGAGGGGAUGUUAGUAAAGAGCGGAGUAAGAAACAGGUAAAGGAAGUGAAAAGGUUGGUACUAACUAAAAGUUAGAAAACAUCCAACGAUAACUCAAACGAUUCCUGUAAACUCAAUCUCCACCUCGAGUUCAACACCAAACGUUUCAGAGCUGUCUCCUUUGGUCACCUCGGUCAGGCAGCGGCUGACCUCGGCGAGAACGUCGACAAAAUCCUCGACGAGGUGGCGGCCGGCUGUCCCGGCGGCUUCCGCAACAUCCGAGACAUUCAUUUGACCCCCAGCGGCGGGAAACCUUCACUGCCCAUUUAUGUUGAUCAAGGUGCUACAGAAAAACUUGCUGAACGAUUUGAGAACGGAAAUCAGCCUUGGCUUGAAUUUCCGAAGCUUAUGAAUUCGAAAAAGUUUCGUUAAUUGUAGUUUUCUGAGAACAUAUAGAGAUAUUUCUUCAAGAUUUAUAGAUUUAUUUGACAGAAGUUUCUUAAGAGAUGAAGUUAUCGGUCUCACUUCUCUUUCGUAGAAAUUAUCCAAUUUUUUUCAUAAGUAUAAUUAAAAAAACUUACUAGAAUCGUUGUAUUGGAAUUAGAGUUAUAAAGGAUGGAAAGACCAGAUUUUAAUGGAAUUUGAAGUUUUUUUGUCUUUUCUAGAACCUUUUUAUUUUUAUUUCAUUAUCUGAUCUUUCUUCCAGGAUCAGCCAAUGAUAUCAAACUGAAGGACAAGGAAAAGCCGAAAUCUUUGGACGAAAUUAUUGAUGAGUGCAAUACGCUUCCGGAAGGCUUGAAGGUCUUAUUCUUCCCAACUGAGAUUAAAUUAAAAAUUGUUUUAGCUCGCAAUUCGUAAGAAUGGACGGAUUCGGGUGAUCAAGGACGACACGGACGAAGCCGUUUUGUUCCCAACAGGUGGGGUUUUCAGAUUUUUUGGUGACUGUCUGAGAAAAAGAAGGGUUGGUAUAUUGUAACCCUAAUAUUCAGCGAGCAAGAGCUGGAAAAAAAUUGUUUCGUAAAAUUUUAUACUUUUGUGCGAUGAUUAUUAGUUUAUUUUUAUUCUGGAGAAGGUUCGCAAAACGCAAAAUUGAAUAUUUAUUUAUUUUAUUUUUUCAAGAUGAAUAGUUUGAACUUCAAAAAAAGAUUGUCUUUUGAGCUAGUUGAUCAUGAAGAGUAUUCAUUUUCUAAGGAAUCCCUUCUUGUAACACAGUUGAAACUUAUAUAUCACAUCGGGAUAUUAAUCGAUAAAAGUUACGACACGCGUGAAAUUUUUUUGGGAUAGCCGUGGAAAUAAAAAAUCUUUUUCGCUAGAAUAGGUUUUUUUUUUCUGUAAGAGGGUAUAGAAUCGGAUGAAAAGCGUGACUGGCAUGGGAUUUCAAUAUUUUUGCUUCAUAUGUCUAAAAAAAAGUAGUUUAAAAGCUUUGUCUUAUCAAUGAAUGAUAAAAUGUAUGAGGAAUAUGGGUUUUAGGUUUCUAAUCAAUAUUGUUUUCUCGUAUUUCAGUCAAAGACGAACAUUCCGAGUUGGACGGCUUGAAGCCGACGAUUGAUCCGGCCAAGGUCCUCAAGAAACGCGAAAAACGCAAGAAGAUCAACGAGAGGAUCGCCAAGGUCGUUUUUUGUUGAAUAGAUUAAAGAAAUUAUUCAAACGGAAAAAGAAAAAUCACUGAAAGAUAAUGAUCUUUCCUACGCUGAAGCUUCAAAAAGUUGAAAGAGUCAAUGUCAAGCUUUUUUUUCUCAACUGAUGAUUUUUCUCAUAUUUCUUGCAAUUUUACUUACAGUUCGGAAUACAUUGAAUUAUAAAAAAACGUAGAAAUAAAUCACUUUCCCUAAAUUUUCAAUGACAUAAGUUCUACUAAAGAAAUGUUUCGGUGGUCUGAAAAUUGGCUCAAAAAGGUCAUAUUAUAGAUUUGAAAUAAGUAAAUCCAGUUUGAAUUGAUAAAUGUUCUUCUUUGAGCUGAAAAAAAGAAUAGAUUGAAUCAGGCUUUUUCCGGCAGUUCUUUUGAAAAAGUAAAUGAGUUUAACGGUUAUAUAUAAAAAAACUCUUUAUUUUUUUUACGAAUGCAGCUGAAAAAUAAAAAAACAACCUUUCUAUUCAGAGAAAGUUGGGCAAAAGACCGUUGAAGAGGAAAUCGGCGGAUGGUACUUCUGGCACUCCCAAGAAACCGAAAAUGGCGGUUUUGUAAUUUUUGUUGUUUUAUUUUUUUGUUGAGUUCCUUGUUGUUCGUUUUUGUUUUUUUUUUUUUUGGAAAUUCAUUUCGUUACGUUGUUGCUGCUUUUUCCGCUUCUGAUCAAUAAAAAUUAUCAUUUUGAUCAGUUUUUGAACGAUUCCUUCAGCGGUUGAUUCCAAUAAUAUUCAUCAUUUUCCAAUUACUAUGAUUUUCAAAAAAAUGAAAAAAACGUUUGAAGAUGUCCCUCCCUUUGGUAUUACGUUGAGCGGCCCACCCGAAUGCUCUUGUUGAGGUUGGCUUUUUUUUUUCAAAGUUUGAAAUCAUUUUUUCAAAAAACUUACUGAAAAGCAUAAACAACGAUUUCUGAAGUUUUGGAUACAAGAAGAAAAUAAAAUGUUUGAAAAAAAAAAUGACAGAAGUUAAGGUAACCCCGAGACAAAAUUUAUUUGACUUUUAUCGAGCAAAAAGUUUUCUUUUGGUCAUUUUUAAAAUUAAGGUAUACUAUGUAGAAACAACUUUGCGGUUUCUUUUUGAGAACCAAUAUAAAACUUGGUCGAAACCAAACCUUCAAAAAGUAAAUUGAUUUUGGUAGACCAUCUGAGUGUUUUGACUGCCGAAAUCUGCCUAAAAAAUUUUUGAAGACGCUGAUAAAUGGAAAAACUUUUUCAGGUAGUGCGAGACUUCUGAUUCCCUUCUGAGCUCGCCAAUAAAUUUUAGAAAGAUAAUAUGUAGUAUUGAAUAUAGUCCAUAUGCUUGCCGAUUCAUGAAUUUUUAAAUAUUGAACUUUAGUCACGCUUUGAAAAAAGCCAGAGCUAUUAUUAACUUCCUGUUUUUCGAAAAAAAAGGAUUUACAAUCGACCGAUUCAGGGUCUACUACGGACUUUGCGCUGUCGCCUAUCCAACCUACGUUGCCUUGAAUUUCGACAAAUAUGUUCCGGAUAGAGCGCAGGUGACGUUAUUAAAAAAUCAUAUUUGAAAAUUUUGAAUUUUCGCGUUUUAUCAACAGUUUGGUCAUGAUGAAGAUUAUGGAAACUAUCAUGAAAUCUGGUGGAAAUGACUACCUUCCUAGUAAUAUUCUCGAGAGUUAUAGCCGAUCCACGAAAAACUUAAGGCGGCGUGGCUCUUCUGCGCCCUCCACUAAGCAGGCACUAUCUCUUUUCUUAUCGUGUCAGGACCCUGUUUUUGAUGGCUCAAGCCAGUCGUGAAUCAGCUAUAGCCGGAUCGCGUGAAGAAAUGCGUUUUUCGAACUGAAUAUUGAAAAUAAGAGAUCUUGAGAACAUUAAGAAAAACAGGAUGUUGGGAAAUAUGAGCCUAAUAUAUAAUUUACAAAAACAAUUCUUGUAAUUUAGUGGAAACUUCGUUUUUUUGGGUUUUUUUCUUAGCCUUUUCGAGAUUAUUUUCUAUGAAAAAAAGCUUUCAAAAACUAAAAAAAUCUUUCAAAUAACUGAAAAAUUCAGGUACUUGCUGGAAGAACAUUGCGAGAAGAGAUUCUCAACCCCUUGAAUGUCAAAAAAGUCGCUUGA
Caenorhabditis auriculariae is the source of this 7665-nucleotide messenger RNA. Lineage: Eukaryota; Metazoa; Nematoda; Chromadorea; Rhabditida; Rhabditidae. The record is from the annotation of a GenBank genome assembly.